Molecule: messenger RNA, 627 nt
Organism: Talaromyces rugulosus
Lineage: Eukaryota; Fungi; Ascomycota; Eurotiomycetes; Eurotiales; Trichocomaceae
Exons: 1
Coding region: 1-627 (208 amino acids)
Biological process (GO): DNA repair; regulation of DNA-templated transcription
Molecular function (GO): DNA-binding transcription factor activity; sequence-specific DNA binding; zinc ion binding
Source: RefSeq, a predicted model, not a curated record
AUGCAAACCCAAACCCAAACCCAAUUCCAAAGCCCGCACUCUCGCUGGCUCGCUCUCACCCACCGCACCCCCUCAUCGCACUCGUCUUUUCUCUACGGCGUCAAAUCCACCAAGAUCUACUGUCGCCCAACCUGCUCUGCGCGCCUCGCCCGUCGCGCCAACAUCGUCUUCUACGACUCUGCCGACCAAGCCCGCCGCGACGGGUUCCGCGCGUGUAAACGCUGCAAACCGGACAACCCGGCGUUUGUGGGCGAGAGCGAGGAGGUUGUCUCAAGGGUGCUUGCGCUGUUGCGCGUGAAUGCCAAGGGCAACAACUAUAAUAAUGGUCAACUCGCGAUGAAGCGGAGUUUGAAGCAGCUUGCCCAAGAAGUCGGGGUUACGCCGAGUUAUCUUUGUCGUGUGUUUAAGAAGACCAUGGGGGUUACGAUUGGGGUGUAUAUAACGGAGUUUGAGAAGAAGAGCGCAGUGCAGCUUCCAACUAGUAAUAUAGACGCAACGAGCAUUCCGACGAUCGAGAUUGAGGAAGACACAGGAAACAUAGACUGUGGCUUCAAUCUGGACGAAUGGUUCUUCACGGAAGAAUUUUUACAUGACAGUGUUUACAAUAACAUUGAGCAAUUGGUUUAG